Podarcis lilfordi (Lilford's wall lizard) is the source of this 7329-nucleotide messenger RNA. The record is from the annotation of a GenBank genome assembly. Lineage: Eukaryota; Metazoa; Chordata; Lepidosauria; Squamata; Lacertidae.
GGGCUCUGCUGCUGUGGACUGGAGCACAUCAUGCGCAGCCCCUUGGGAGCCCUCUGCCUGAGCUGGGCCCUGGCCCUGGCCCACCCCCUGUGAGUGCCCGGAAUGGGGCAGGGGCUCUGUUUGGCUCAGCUUUUGCUGCCGAGAUGAGCCCCAUGGGGGGUCCAGUGGGCCCAAGGAGAGGAGGGGGGUGGCUCUGCCGUGGGGGUCUUCUCUCCCUAGACCCCCCUGGAGCAGCAUCCACUGUGCCCCCAUGUCCUCUAGCGGGAGCUGACCUGAGGCUGGGGCUCUGUCUUGGCCCAGGCAGGGGGCUCUUUCCGCCCCUGGGCGGCUGCAGAGACCCACUGCCGGGUGCUAACCAGGGUUUUCUGUUUGGCAGGGGUCACGGGAGCAGCAAGUUCAAUGGCACCGGCGGCAGCAGCUGGCACCACUCGGCCUCACAGCCUCCGCUCAACGACACAGGUGGGCUUUGCCAAUGGGCACCUUCUCCAGAGGUCCUGCUCCUCCUUUGCUCUGGGCACCCCCUUCUGUCUCUCUGCCCCGCUCCCAGCCAGGCUGCCCCCAUCCCCCCUUGGUGUGCUGCAGAAAAUCAGAGAAUUGCAAAGCUGGGAGGGACCUUGGGGGUCAUCAAGUGCGGGAAUCUCAGCCAAACAAACCCUCUGACAGGCACUGGCUGUGCCCACCACCUUCUGAGAGUACGUUUUGGCAUUUUUCUCACUUCUGGGGGCACAGGGCUGGCUGGUAUAUCAAUAUAUCAUCCCAAACUGGUUUGAAGUCCAUAUCGUGAUUUUGCUUUUAUAGUUUUGACCUGGCGAUAUAUCGCGAAUAAUGAUGUGUUUGUGUGCGCUACGCAAAAAUCACCGUGUGGGGGAAACCAUGCAGCCAGCCAGGGCCUCUCCAUAGCGCCAUCCUUAUCUCAGACCUCGUGAGAUAUCGGUGUAUCGCGAUGGUUAGCUGGUGAUCUAUCACAAUGUUCUCUGCUGCUUCCAGAGACCGCCAGGCGCUGUGCCAACGAGGAAGGCUUUGACGCCAUCACGCUGGACGAGAGAGGCAACAUGCUCUUCUUCAAAGGUAGCCUGCAUCUCGCACUCGUCUCCCUGCACCCACUGGCAGAGGAACAGGGGUGCGGGGGCAGCACACUCCCCCCCAGCGGCACGAUCCCGAUGGGGUGCCAUCACGGCUCCCCCCCACACUGGGUGCCACACCCCUGCAGGCGGUGCUCCACGCCCACAGGACAUGUGCCACACCCCCAGGACGCACACCAGCCACACCCCCGUCUGCUCUCUGCCCCCCCUUGAAGCUCCACCACUGCCUUCACACCCCCCCUUUCUUCCCAUGGUGUGAGGAGGAGGCUGGGUGCGCUAGCCGAGGGGUUGCUAUGGGGAGGUCUCUGUGAGAUGUGGGCCCAGGAAGGAUGCAGACCUCGGGAUGCUUUCCGGGGGGCUGCUGAAGCUAAGUCAGCCCCCUGGGGGCUCAGCUGGGGCCCCCAGCCGGUGCCUCCCAUUGAGCCUCCCCUUCUUCCCCAGGGGACGUGGUCUGGAAGGGCUUCAGUGGGCCGGCUGAGCCCCUCAACGCCUCCUGGCCCCAGAUCCAGGGGCCCCUCGAUGCCGCCUUGAGGAUCCACCACCUGGACCAGCCAGCCGCCCACGACAACGUCUACUUCUUCCAGGUGGGGAGCCAGGGGGUGACUCCCCCCAACCAAAGAACCCCUAAGCUUCCCUGGGGCAGCAGAUCUGCAAGGCAGGUCGGCCCUCCCAGCCAGGGGUGCUUCUGUGCCCUGGAUGGGAAGGUGGGGGGCGCCCCAGGGCUGGGGGGGGGGCUGCCAGGGGGCAGGAUGUGGAGGCAAGUGGGGUGAGUGGCCUCUCUCUCCCACUGAGCUGCCCCACCCAUGGGGAAGGGAGAUGGUGGGGCUGCCAUCUUUUGCGCCCUGUGGUCCUCGGCUGAGAUGGAGGGUGUGCCCUGGUCUCCCUGCAGGGCCAGUGGGUCUGGGCUUAUGCCCAGGGCAAGCUGAGGCCUGGCUUCCCCCGGCGCAUCGAGGAAGAGUUCAGAGGGGUGCCUGGUCACCUGGAUGCCGCGGUCGAGUGUCACCCCAAGGAGUGUGCGGCCGCCACCGUCCUCUUCUUCAAGGGUGAGCUGGAGCGUGUCUCCUGGGGGGCUGAGGGGCUCAGGAGGUGGGCCGGAUGCCCCUGGAAGAAGUAGGGGGUGGAAGUAGAGGGUCCUACCCUGGGGUUCCUCUCGCCAGCCGCUCACUCUCGCCAGCCGCCUCCCAUGUUAACGGAGAAAUCUGAGGCUCCCUUGGACAAGAAACAAGGACACCAGCCAGGAAUAGCAGAGCAAAACAGCAGCCAGUCGGCUUGGUCUUGAUUGAAGACUGUCGCGACAGGACUCCCACCUGCCACAAGGUGGAACAAGAUGGAAGCCCUGAACAAAAGAGCCCCCAAACUUUUAUUAGCUGCUAAUCCCCAUGUUACAACCCCCAAACUACAUCACUAAUACAUCAUGGUUACAUCAUGAAAGGGGAGGUCUGGUGGCAGUAAUCUGAGCAUCCUGGACCCUGCCCCAUGGUUCCCCUUGCCCUCCACCAAACACCCAUGGAGUGCAACAAAAGAGAUCUUUACAUUUCCCUGUUUCCCAGCCAAGUUCAUCACACCCUUUUGUCUCCCUCUGUGUUUCUUCUUUCUGGAAUGGCUACCUGUCUAGCGCUCAGGUAUCAGGAUGCCAGGGAUUCUCACUGAGGCAGAGGGGCUGCUGAUCCCAGAAGGAAGAGCAGCAAAAGAGGCUUGAGCCCAGGAGUCAGCCUCUUUUCCUUUGGCCUUAGGCCCACCCCCGGCCUUGUCCUCCCUGGCCGGGGGCGGGUCAAAGGCCAGCUCAGGCAGGUGGGUGGCACCCGCCCAGGUGAGCCUCGCUUCCUCCGCAAACCCCGCCCACCUGUGGGGAAGGGAGAGCGGAUAUUCUCGCUCCGGCAGAGGGGCUGCUGAGUAGCUGAGCUCACAGGUCCAGAUGAAUUUCUGAAGUUUCCCCACUGAGCCAGUACAUAGAUGCAUUGAUCAGUGAAUUCUUACAUUUGGUGUUCUGCAGCAGAGGCCCUUUGAACAGAUAGGAAGAAACUGUGAAGAAGUGUUUUGUGGGGACAAGUCACAAAAGGGAUGGUGCUGAUUUUGGGGGUGGGCUGCAUGUACAUGAUGUCUGCUGGAGGGGCAACCCCUCCCCAACCUAUACACAAAUUCCUGCAACACCCAGAACAUCCCCCUGAAACUCCAGUCCAGGGGCUCCUCCAGCCCCCCAGGCAGGAGGGCAAGGGGGGGAAGAACUCCUCCCCAAAGCUGCGCCCCCCAGGAGGAUCUUGGGAGAUGUAGUUCAGCGAGGGAGGAGGACCGCAGAGGCAGCUUCAGUGGAGAGACCAGGGGACAGAAGGGGAGCUGGGAUGUGGCUGGAUCAGGCCAAAGGGUCCCAUCGGCCCAGCACCCUCUUCUCCCAGCACCCAGGCAGAUGCUCAACACGGGACCCGAGCACAAGCGCCUCCUAGUGGUGCAGCCGUAGAACUGUCGGCACAUUUGCAAAGCUAAGCAGGGUCCAGUCUGGUUUCACAUUGAAUGGGGAACCAGGGCACUGGGGCACUGCAGGGGGUUGGACUAGAUGCCCCUUGGGGAUCCCCUCCAACUCAGCAAUUCUAGCACUCUCUGUCUGCCCGACUUGCAUGGAGGUGGCAGCCGCUGACCCCCCUUCCCUGCUCUGUCUCCCGCAGGCCCCCUGGUCCUCUCCUAUGACUUGGCCACCGGGAUGGUGAAGCAGCGCUCCUGGUCGGCCGUGGCCAACUGCUCCUCUGCCGUGCGCUGGCUGGAGCGCUAUUACUGCUUCCAGGGCAUCCAGUUCUUGCGCUUUGACCCCGUCACGGGCGAGGUGCCCCCCAAGUACCCGCGGGAUGCCAGGGACUACUUCAUGCGCUGCCCGGGAAGAGGUGAGCUCCCCCACAUCCCUGUUGCUGCAUCUGGGGCGCUCUGAGAAGGGAACAUCUAUCCCCCCACAAGCCAGCAGGCGCAAACCCCACUGAGCCUCCCUACCCUGUGGGGCUGGUCAGGGAGAGUCUUGCAUGCGAGGAAACGACAAAGAGGGAAUCUGGGGGUGCCAGAAGCAAAAGGCCCCUCCUCUCCUGCAAGAUGUGCUGCGCCAGAGUCCACAGAAGCCAAAGGUGGCUGCGAGGAGCUGUGGUUUGGGGAGACCAGGGCACCCUUCUCCCCGAGUGGCAUUUCCCGGCUGUGGCAGCUGCGCAGGGCCUGCCGGCAAGGAGCAGCUUCCUGGGAUGCCCACUCAACCUGGCAGCUUGUGGCAGCCCAGCCAGCUGGACGGCCUGUAGGCCAGGGUGGGGAGGCUGCAUGGGCCGAGCUCAGCUGGCAGCGAGGACCCCCUCUGGAGCCCAACUCCAAGGCCUUGGCAUAGGGGGCAGCACAAGAGGCCUGUGGCUGCUUCUCCCUGGGCCAAUUUGCUCACAGUCCAAAUUGCCUUUGGCCCCGGGGUGGGGGGCAUCUGCAAGCCCCCCCCGUCAAGGGAGCAGGCCAAAUUGCGCAUGGAUGAAGAUGGGGCGGGGGGGGGGGCUUCACCUGGAAAAGGACUUCAGACAAGGAUACUGUCUCACCCGUGGUGGGGGAUCAGUGGGGCAGCCUCUGCCCUCCUGGGGCACUGGCUGUGGCAGUCAGAUUCAGGAGCUGUUUUUGCCCAUGGACAGGGCUGUUACUCAGGGCCCCAACCCCCCCCCCCUGGGAGUUUCUGUUCUCAGCUCCUCUCUCUGCAUUGCUUCCCCUUGACCCCUGGCAGGCCACGGGCACGAGGCACAGGCCAAUGCCACCCUCAGGGCAGCCAUGGACCCCUGCAGCGGGGAGCCCUUCCAAGCCUUCUCCUCGGACGACUCGGGGCGCAUCUAUGCCUUCCGCGGUGAGCAAGCGGGGACACCCUGGCAUUACAGGGGGGGGCAACAGGGGGCUCACUGGCACUGGAAGCGGGCAGAGGAGGGGGCUGGGCCAGGCUUAGAGGGCUCCUCUUCCACUCUCGUAGCCCGGGGAGGUUGGAGACCCUCAACUGGAACCCAAAGGGUGGCUGGCUGCCCACCCACCCCAGGGAGCUGGAGGCAUGAAGCCCCCCUCCAUUUCCCCUCCUGGCAGGGGGGCAGUAUCUCCGCGUGGACUCCUGGCGCGAUGGCUGGCAUGCCUGGCCUCUCAGCCACACCUGGAAGGGCCUGGAGGGGGACGUGGACGCGGCCUUCAGCUGGGAGGACAAAUUCUACCUGAUCCAGGUAUGGGGGGCAGGGCAGCUGGGGGGGGGGAGGCAAGAGAGGGCAGGGGUCAGCGCUGUCCCCCACCUGUGUGAUCUGGCCAGAAGAUGGUGCCUAAGAGGCCCGAGGGAGCCAUGGAGUCUCAAGGGGGGGGGUCCCUAACCUCUCAUAGGAAGAAUGAACCUCUACAUAGGGAUUCUUCUUCCUUUGCCCACCAGAAGGCAGGUCCCCCCCCCCAGUAUUAAGCCUCUGGCCCCUGCCCAUCUCUUACCACCAUCUGCCACCACACUUCCCAUAGGGAGGCUCAAAAAUGGACACCCCCGUGUGCAACUGGAGAAUGAAAAGGCAGCUAUGAUUUUUUUUGGGGGGGGGGCUUUUGUUCAGUGAAACUCCCCCUCCCAGAGAAGCCUGGCUGUUGGUUGAGGCCAAAGGGGGCCCACCCAGUCCUGCCUGCUGCCCCCACAGCAGCCAUUAUGGGAAGCCCCCUGAGGGGGACCCCAGCUCAGCGCAGAAUCACAGAAGUGAAGAGUUGGAAGGCAGGGACCCCCAAAGGUCCUCUAUCCCACCCCCUGCCAGGCAGCAGCCGCUUUUCCCACCUGCCAUUCCCUGCAGCUGGCCUUAGUCAGAGGCCUCCCGCUGAGCCAGAAGGCGGAAGGUGCCUGAGGGGCUGGGUGCCCCCACCCUGUGGGACUGGCGGCUUCCCCCUCCUGCUCUCGCCUGCAGGGCUCUGAGGUCACCAUCUUCCGGGCCGGCUCUGGCUACAGCCGCGUGGAGGGCUACCCCCGGCCUCUGCAGGAAGAGCUGGGGCUGCCGGGCGUGGAUGCGGCCUUCACCUGCCCUCAUUCCAGCCACCUCUACGUCUUUCAAGGUAUUUGGAAGGGCGGGGAGGGCCUCAUUCUGCAAAGCGGGAGGUGCAGGGCCCCCCAGACCCAGGUGCUCAGUGCCAGGAAAGAGGGCCAUAGCUCCCCACAUACGGAUAGGAAAGGCUUUGGCCUGAAAGCCUGGGAAGCAGCUGCCAGCCUGUGCAGACAGCACUGAAGGAGAUGGAGCAGCCGUCUCCCUUGCCGUCGGGCAGCUUCCUGCGUUCCAGCGCACGCUCCGGGGGACUCCUCUCAAGGCAAGCAAGAGCCGCUGAGCCCCCCAGGCCUGGGAAUCCUGGAAUGGCUGAGUUGGAAGGGGCCUCCAGGGGUCAUCCAGUCCAGCCCGCUGCCAGGCAGGAGUCCCAGGCAGGCUGCUUUCUCACAUGUAGGCAGGCACAGCCGCGUCUGUGGACAGGAGAUGGCCACUCACUUCUGCGUGGGGUCUCUGGCCAGGCGAGGGGGGGUCUUCUCCCUCCAGAGCGGCCCUGCGUGGUUGAGGGGUGGGGGCAGGGAGAAGAGGGUUGGGGGCUCUGCAAGCAGCUCCAGGGACUGGCACCGGGGGCCUGACCCGAUUCCUCCCCCCAGGAAACUCCAUGAAGCUGGUGGACCUGCAGAGGAGCCCCCGCCUGCCAGGCCCAGCGCUGGACACCCCCCACGGCCACGUGGACAGCGCCUUCUGCUCCGCCCAGGGGGUCUUCCUUUUCCAGGGGCCCAACUUCUACCACUAUAGGAGUGUGGACCAUCUCCUGGGGGCCCCGGGGCCCGUGCCUGCCCAGAACACGGCUGCGGACGUUUUCUGGUGCCCCAUGGCAAGGGGCAAGGGGGGCCCCCACACCCCGCUCCCCAGGCAUGAAUAGCAGGGCCCCUUCCUCUGUGCGACUGCCAUAAAACUUAGGGAACAAGCUGUACCAGCAAAAUGAUUAAGGUUUUAAAUGAUAAUUGUAGGUUAUAUUUUAGUGAUCAAGAUUUAAUAUAUUUUUUUAACUGCCGCUAUAUCUGAAUUGUCUCUCUUAUACCCAAUUGCAAUUCAAUGUAUCCUUGUUGUGUUUUAUGAUUUUCCUGAUAUUGUGACUGGUCUGUGACCGUAAGAAUAAAUUCUGAUUCAGGGCCCCUUCCUGCCCUGAGGUGACCCACCAGCUCCCACCCUCCUCCCCAGGAGCCCGGACCCACCUGCACCCAAUAAAAGCCUCUGCCUGGUGCCCACUG